Molecule: messenger RNA, 462 nt
Organism: Drepanopeziza brunnea f. sp. 'multigermtubi' MB_m1
Lineage: Eukaryota; Fungi; Ascomycota; Leotiomycetes; Helotiales; Drepanopezizaceae
Source: RefSeq, a predicted model, not a curated record
AUGCCACCUCAACUCACCGCCAGCAACCUCUUGCUCCUAGAGCUCCAUCCCACGCUCCCAUCUCCCUCCGCAGUCGUCGAUCCCACCAAGCCGUGCGACACGACCUUCGUCGGCGUCAAAGUUGAAGACAUCAAAGCCGAAUGCCGCCGAGUCAAGAUGCGAGACAGUGGCUCGCGCUUCGACAGCGUCCGCUACCUCCUGAACGACCACCUCAACGCGCUCCAGGCGGAGCUAGACGCGUGCCGCAGCGGAACACUGGAGGAGGCAAAGGCCUACUGGACAAUCCGCAUCUUCCACGUCUAUGCCAUGAUGGAAAAGACACUGGCGGAUGGCGGCGAGGAGUUGGCGCGCUUGGUACUGGCGUGCGGACCGUACGAUAAGAGCGCUGAGAAUUCCAUCCGGGUUAUGAAGUGGUUGCUGUUGGGCGUGGAGGCGAAGAUGGCGGGGGAUUCUGUGGCUUGA